AUGAGUAAGGAGCAGGAUGGGAAGACGGGAAAGCCCGUUCUAGACUCGGCGGCCUCGUCCAAGGACAAUGAAUCUCAACAGCCUGACACGACAGAAAACAAGAAAUCAUCAACAUCUGACGGAACGCUUUUAUCCACAUCCAAUGCACCAUCAGAACCUAACAAUGACAGUAAUCAACAAGACGUAGUAGAGGCUGAUAAUCGUAACAAUCAAGCGGAAGAAGAAGACGUGGAGGUUGAUGAAGACGAUGAAGAUGACGAAGAGGAUGAUGUUGAAGAUGGAGAAGAUGAUGAUGAAGAUGGAGAGUGGUAUUGUCAUUCUUGCCAAAGGACAAUGACUGCUAUUCUCGAUUCAGGAACUCCCACUUGUCCACGAUGCGCAUCUGAUUUCGUAGAAGAGAUUGAAGAUAUGGACGAUCAUCCACGAGGCUAUAGGCCAAACAACAAUGAUGAAAAUGAAGACGAUGAACCUGUUGAGCCAGCCGCAGCAUCCGCAGAGCUUGCACGUGUCCUACAACUCGUAUUGCAACAAAUGUAUGGCAACAAUGCGAAUGUCAGUGUCGCCACUCGCCCAGCCCAGGAGGGUGAAUUACCAAACAAUGUCAUUAUCACAACUGCAGCCCCUGACAGUGAUAAUGCUACUACUUCCACCACCAUACAACCUAUACCAGACCUCGCUGCUCCCACACCAGCUGAAGGUGAAGCUCCAGAAGGACGGCCGAGGAAUCCAAGAGCGCCAACAACAGCAGCGGCAGCAGGGGGACCAGAAACUAUCAAUCUCAUGACAUUACUACAAGCAUUGUUUGAAGGACCCACAGACGGCCAACCAAAUCCACUAGCAAACAUACUCAAUAUGGUUGGGGCGCCAGGUACAAAUCCAGGAGACUACGUGUUUGGUCAACGAGGAUUGGAUGAUAUCAUAACUCAGCUCAUGGAGCAACAUGCGGCGGCAAAUGCACCACCACCAGCGCCAGAACAUACUAUCAAAUCAUUACCACGAGUCACUCUUGACAAGGAUCAAGUUGAUGGGCAAACAGAUUGCAUUGUAUGUCAAGAUGAAUUCAAAGUUGGAGAAGGAGCUGUAUUGUUGCCAUGCAAGCACUUCUUCCACUCGGUAUGUAUCGAAAGCUGGCUGAAAGUCAAUGGAACAUGUCCCAUCUGCCGCUACAACCUCAUUGAAAACAAAGCCGCAGACAGUAAGCCAUCAUCAGGACCUAGCUCAAUAUAA
Molecule: messenger RNA, 1227 nt
Organism: Synchytrium microbalum
Lineage: Eukaryota; Fungi; Chytridiomycota; Chytridiomycetes; Synchytriales; Synchytriaceae
Exons: 9
Coding region: 1-1227 (408 amino acids)
Molecular function (GO): ubiquitin protein ligase activity
Source: RefSeq, a predicted model, not a curated record